Molecule: messenger RNA, 3303 nt
Organism: Glossina fuscipes
Lineage: Eukaryota; Metazoa; Arthropoda; Insecta; Diptera; Glossinidae
Gene: sstn
Exons: 2
Coding region: 586-2892 (768 amino acids)
Source: RefSeq, a predicted model, not a curated record
UAAAUAAAAGUUUUCUCAGUUUUGUGCUGAUUUGUGCUAAUUUUAUAAUUCUUUUUUUAUGAAAUUCCAGUUAUAGAAAUUGGGAAAUUUUUUUCUAUUAUUACAUAUUAUAAAGAAAAAUUUAAAAUGUUGUUCUGGAUAAUUAAGUGAAUGUUCUUGAGUGAGCAUAAGCGAGUGUGUAAUUAAAAGGGCAGCAAAAACAAAUCAAAAACCAACAGCUGUACCCGAUAGCGACAUAUGAAAUUUAUUAUUAUAGAAAAGCAACAUGCAAUAAGUAGAUGCCAUUAUAUUUCAGGUUAAAUAUAAUCUCGGAACGGUAAUAUUUCUAAAGUGGAAUCGGUAAUAUAGAAUUUGCACUUUCAUAUUAACAUACAUACGAUAUACAUGCAGGCGUCAAAAAUGAGAUUGUGUGUUUUACAUUUAAAAUUCUCCAGUAAAAGUGAUAAAUAAGAUUCAAGGUGCCACACAAGAAAAUCCACCCUCGCACAAAGAUAAAUUCUUUCUAUGCUUCUGUGUGGUAAUGUGUGCGUGACACGAUGUUUCAUUUAUAAAAUAAAACGGGAAGAAGACUGCUAGAGAAACCCAAUGCACUUAAAAUCGAAAAGCCAGACGGAUUCAUUUGUAGACAAUCGACCCGCAUACCAUUUGACGGAAACUAUGGCCAGUAGUCUAAUUAAUGAUGACGAGGACAAUGGCGGUAGUACACAUACGCGCAGCACACAGCAGCAACAGCAUCAGCAGCAAAACAGCAAUAAUAACCUUGAGGGCGGUAAAUUAGCCGAAAAUGAUUCGAAAUUCAAAAAACAAACUUUGGAGCAACGUAAACAAGAGUUGGAAAAAUUGUUAGAUGAGAAAAGUUGGCUGUUGCAGCAGAUUCAGAAGCAAGAAACUCAAAUCUUGAAUGGCACGUUCGAGUAUAUGAAUUUAAAUGAUCUCAUACAAAGUUUGGCUACACAAUAUAAACAAGAACAGGAACAAACAACUACGCAACACGAUACGGCUACUGGAGGCCAAAAUGAAGAGGUGACUAUUUUGCGUCGUAAGCCAUCAACGAAAAAGGAAAAUCAAUUAAAUAACAACACAAAUUACAACAACGCCUUUCACCGCCAGUCGGAAAUAUCAAACCGUUCCUCUGAAUAUGAUAAUUUUCCCAGCAUAGAUAUGCAAUCAACACAUUCAGCUGGUACGAAAAUAGGUAAUAGUUUGACGCAAGCUACGCAACAAUAUCCUAGCAAAACUGCUAUAAAAAAACGUUCUUCUACAGUAGCUGGCACUACGGUACAAACAGUUGGUAAUUUACAAGCUUUCAGGCAGCAGCAACAGCACCAUUUAGAACAGCAACAAAUAUUAUUAACGCAACAACAACAACAAUAUACCCAACAAAAGCACCAGCAUAUAAUAAAGCAACAGCAGCAUUUCUUGGAACACCAUCAAGUUUUAGUUCCUCACUUGCAGUAUGCCACACAGAAAUUUUAUUAUACCACUUUACAACCACAAUUGCAAUUAUCAGUUCAGCACAAUAAUUUGACACAAUAUGGACGCUAUUUACCGCAGCAGUCGCAACCGCAGCAACUGCUUGUUCAAAAACCUCAGGCUCAGCAAUAUGUUAGCCCACCAUCAGUAAUGUGUCAUGGCCUCGACAAUAUUUCAUUGUAUUCGAUCAAUUCGACCAAUGUGGCAACUUUGCAUCGUCAACCACAACAUCAACCGAUAAUAGUGCAAUGCGACAAGUACUAUUUGUCGCCCACUACCCAUGCCAACCAUCAAGAUGGAGGUGGUUUCAUAAAAUCCAGUCAAAACAUCAAGGAAUACGUAUCACCAGCAACAGGGCAUCAUCAUUCACCUCAAUCCGUCCAAAUACGGGAUAAAGCACGUUUAACUUCCAAUUGUCAAGUUAUGAAUCGUGUUACCCCUUCGCUAGAUGUUAUUUCUUUAACUCCUUCCUAUGUGUCCAUGGAAGAAAUUGACUAUACUACCGCUAAUGCUAUUUCAGCCAAGAACAACGCUUCAACGUCUAAUAGUGUACGUUGGCGGUCUCAGUCAAAUUUACCGCCUGUUGCCGCUACUGAAACCAAUAAGUCUCAUUCCAAUGACAUGCUGAACAAUAAUCAAUAUUAUAAUACAGCUCUGAAUCCACCAACGUCAACACUUUCAACGUCGACUCAAUUUAAUAAAUGCCAUAAACAGUUAGAUGACGUAACAUCGAUUAAUUCUUAUAGCACAGACACGCAAAAAAAAUCGCAAAAAUCUAAGCAAUGGUUGGAAUCAUCAUUGGAUGGUCCUGUUAUAAGAAAUUCACAUAGCCAACAGCCUCAUCAUUGUAAUCAUAAUAACAAUGACGAUUACAGUGUCACUUGCAGAUCAAAAUUGUCAUCACAUUCUUUAAAUACUACGCCGCGUCACUAUUCCAUGUCAGCGACGGCAAAUCAACGAAAUCCAUUAAAUUCGAACACUGUCAGCCUAACAAAUGCCACCAAUUCCAAGUUAGUAAAUGAAGAUGAUUUGCGAUAUUGCAAACUAAGUCAGUCUACGUCGUAUCUAAAUCAUAUGGAUGUUUCAGGCCUAUCCUCAAAUACCGUUUUGACUAAUAAUUUACCAACGGCUUACAAAUAUUUAAAACAAACAAAGUCUACUCUACCCACCUCGGUUCUAUAUGUAAAUACUAAUAACAAUAAUGGUCAGCUUAAUAAUACUACAGCUAAUGUCUCUUCUUCGGUCACUGGCAAUACGCUGUCGCCUGACAUACGUAUCGAAUCGCCAAAAAAUGUCACCAUAGUGCAGCCAGCCACAUUUCAGCCCUAUAAAGAGGUUACUAAACCAUUUGAAAUGUCGGAUUUCUACAAAUAUUCAACGAAAUUUCGACAAAAGGAAAAUAAUACAGAUGCGAAUUGAAAAAAACGAAGGGAUAACGCAUUUGAAAUUUACGUUUGCAGCGUUCAGAUAUAAAGCAAUUUAUAUUUAAUUAUUUUAUUCAUUUAAGAUAAUUUCUUUCAAAAUUUGUAUUUAAAAUAUAUUCCUUUUCUUUUCUUCUAUUUAUUAUCAUACUAACGCUGCUUUCGUUUAAUUCAGUUCGUUUUUUUCCACAUUUUAUUUCCUUCUAUGGAAAUUCCGCUAUUUCCCAAUAUCUCGCUCCUCUUCCUUCUUUAAGUAACUUGAAUGCCUUAAUUGUGUGUUAAAACAGAAUAAUUGUGUUAAAUAACGUUAACAAAGCCUUGCACAAAAUUAUAUAAUUGUCUAUAAUUGUUUCGUGUUUUUUAUACAUACAUAUUCAACGUUAGAAAACGUUAGUUAAUGGUAUCUAUA